AUGAGUUUCUUAUCUUUUCCGGAAUACAAUGGUUCUUGUCAUCCUGAUGAUUGGCUUCGUAACUUUAAAUUUGUUGCAGCCUUUCUCGGAAGGAUAUCAUCAGAAUCAGAAUCUGAACUAGUUAAUCUUGCACUCUUAAAAAUUAGUCGUUCAAUAUACAAUGAUAAAAAUAUUCAAAUUUCAAAUUUUUCGCAACUUAUUGAAUUCCUUAAAGCAGACCCCUCAUUUAAAAUUUUCAAAACCAAUUCUGAACAAAAACUCUCAGCUUUAAAAUUUACAUAUUUAACUAAUGUACAAGACUUUAUCAUUGAACUACGGCAAUUGUUAUCUGAUGCAGAAAUUUUUGAUCUUAAAUUACAAAAACAAUCUAUAUUAAAAAUUUUACCUAUUAAAUUAUUCGCAGACUCUUUUAGUUUAAAAAUUGCAGAAUCCCAAAGUAUUAAUGAAGUUUUUAUAAAUCUUCAAAAUUUUCUAUUUCAAUAUAACCGAGUAGUUAAGUAUGGAUCAGUAAUCACUUUACGCCAUAUUGAUACUGGAAAACUAUUAUCAAGCUCACUUGAAAGAUAUACAGGAGGAUCAAAACAAUAUUGGGUUUGUAUUAAGUUUUAA
This is a messenger RNA of Dentiscutata heterogama, 609 nucleotides long. Lineage: Eukaryota; Fungi; Glomeromycota; Glomeromycetes; Diversisporales; Gigasporaceae. The record is from the annotation of a GenBank genome assembly.